AUGGCGCUCGUGCAGCGGCUGCACGAGGACGAGCGCGCACACCCAGAGUCCUAUCACCGCCCAGGCCCCGGCCCCCAUGCGGGCGAGCCGGACGCCGACGGCUUUUCCCCCACGCUGCUCACCGCCGAGGCGCUGCCAUCCGCCGCGCCAAGCCUCGCCGCAGGCAGGGCCGGCCGCGACGGCGGCGCCGCCGGGACGCGGGGCGACGCCGGCGCGCCGGCGGCGGCGGAGGUCGCGGCGCGGGAGAUCGAGAUCUGCGAGCGGGAGUUGAAGAGGCACGAGGCCGCGCUGACGAGGCUCGAGGCUGAGGCCGCCGCCAUGCUCGCAGAGCUGGCCGGCAUCCUGGCGGCUCCGGCCGGCGUGGGCGGUGAAGCGGCCGCGGCGGCGGCGGCGCAGCGCGCGGCGCGGCUGAGGGAGGGCGUGGCGUCUCUGGAGGUGCUCGCGUCUGCGAUGAGGGCGGAGAUGGAGGGCGCGACCGACAUAGACGGACGCAGCCCCAGCGUUUGGGACACAUAUGUCAAGAACAAGCCCUGGGAGAUCAGGGACGGCUCGAACGCCAAGGUGGCGUGCGACCACUACCACCGAUACAAGGAAGACGUGGCUCUCAUGAAGUCACUGGGUGUCAAGAACUACAGGUUCUCCAUCAGCUGGAGCCGCCUGGUCCCCAGCGGCCGCAAGGGCGGCGCCGUCAACCAGAAGGGCGUGGACUUUUACAAUGCCCUCAUCAACGAGCUGCUGAAGAACGGCAUCGCCCCCGCUGCCACCCUCUACCACUGGGACCUGCCGCAGGCCAACCAGGACGCAUACGAGGGCUUCAUGAGCCGGCAGCUCGUUGACGACUUCCAGUACUUUGCUGAGGUGGCGUAUGCCAAGUUUGGUGACCGCGUCAAGACCUGGACUACGUGA
Molecule: messenger RNA, 906 nt
Organism: Monoraphidium neglectum
Lineage: Eukaryota; Viridiplantae; Chlorophyta; Chlorophyceae; Sphaeropleales; Selenastraceae
Product: beta-glucosidase, putative
Exons: 5
Coding region: 1-906 (301 amino acids)
Biological process (GO): carbohydrate metabolic process
Molecular function (GO): beta-glucosidase activity
Source: RefSeq, a predicted model, not a curated record